Messenger RNA from Clupea harengus (Atlantic herring), 945 nucleotides. It is a transcript of the gene ociad2, whose product is annotated as OCIA domain containing 2. Gene Ontology annotation, cellular component: mitochondrial inner membrane. NCBI's taxonomy places the organism in Eukaryota, Metazoa, Chordata, Actinopteri, Clupeiformes, Clupeidae. The record is from RefSeq and is a predicted model, not a curated record.
UCGUUGGGGUGGAGCCUGCUGAUGUUUAGACAGUGGGGUGGGCGGAGCAGUGUGCUGAAAGAGCUCAAGGAAGCACACUCAAGUGGACUACAAGAGAGGAACCGUGGAGAGGGAAGAAUCCGAACCUUUUCCCAAGCAGCAGCAGCAGCAGCAGCAGAAACAUGACUUCAGAGACACCGACACCUGAAAGCUCCGGAGCGGCCCAGUCGGGGGCAGCUGCCCCAGCGAGGGGCAACAGGUGUGGUAUGGGAGACCGCCAUAUUCACAGGGACGACGUGAGGCAGAUAUGGAGGGAGUGUCAGUCGGAGAGCUUCUGGUACAGAGCACUCCCUAUCUCCGUGACCAGCAUGGCCAUUACAGGGGCCCUCAUCUACAAAGGCGUUUGGAGUGCUUCAAAACGAUUCGGACCUUUCCCUAAGCUAGCAUUGGCAGGUGUUCUUGGUUUCGCUGUGGGCAAGGCCUCCUAUGCCAGAACGUGCCGAGCGAGGUUUGAGAGUCUUGGGCCCGACUUUGGUCCUGGAUUUAGGCCGGGAUUUGGACCAGGUUUUGGACCUUGGUCUCGGAGACCAGAUUUUGCCCCAGGGCACAGACACUGCCACCAUGUGUGUGAAGAGUGCAAAAGGCAAGAAGCACCAGCGCCAGCUCAGGCACAAGCCCAGCCAGCUCAGAGCUAAGCAACCAUCCUGUCCAAAUGACAGUACUGCUGGGAGUUCACCGAGAGAUUUGUGAGAGAGGAUGAAGACGUGAGAAAAAAGGAGGCUUUGGGCAGAUGGGCGCCAUGGCCAAACAGAGCUUCUGCACUGAUGCCUGAGGAAGAGCGUCUCUGUAUGUUAGGCAUGUAGAGGGACACAGUGUAUUCUGUAUGUUAGGCAUGUAGAGGGACACAGUGGUGUUCUCUGUAUGUUAGGCAUGUAGAGACACAGUGGUGUAUUCUGUAUGUUAGGC